GAAUAUAUAAAAUUUUCGCGUAGGAAAAAGACAUUAACGAAAGAGAGCGAAGACUUCGUCGCAGAAGACUUUUGUAGAUUUAUCGUUGCUACCUCCGAUUGAACCAGAUUAGGGUUUAUUUCAGAUUGUUUGUUUAUUAGAAUAAAUCCGCGAAGUUGAAUUAGGUUGAUAACUCGAAGACUUUCUUCGAUUCAAAUGGGAAAAUUCUGUUGCUUCACUUCCGCUUCCGAGGUUGUGGGAGGACAAUCAUCAUCUCGGUCGGGUAAAGGAAGAAGUGAUGAAGGGUUGAUCAAGUAUGGCUUUAGUCUAGUUAAAGGGAAAGCUAACCAUCCCAUGGAGGAUUAUCAUGUAGCUAACUUCAUCAACAUCCAAGACCAUGAAUUGGGGCUAUUUGCAAUUUAUGAUGGUCAUAUGGGUGAUACUGUCCCUGCCUACUUGCAGAAGCACCUCUUCUCCAAUAUCCUAAAGGAGGGAGAGUUCUGGGUGGAUCCUCGAAGGUCUAUUUUAAAAGCUUAUGAGAAGACAGACCAGGCCAUUCUAUCGAAUAGUUCUGACUUGGGCCGUGGUGGGUCUACAGCUGUGACCGCUAUAUUGAUCAAUGGGAGAAAGCUGUGGAUAGCUAAUGUUGGCGAUUCACGAGCAGUUCUUUCUCGAGGAGGCACAACGAUGCAGAUGAGUACAGAUCAUGAGCCCCGUACUGAAAGGUCGAGCAUUGAGGAUAGAGGUGGAUUUGUAUCCAAUCUACCAGGUGAUGUUCCUCGGGUGAAUGGUCAAUUAGCCGUGUCUCGUGCCUUUGGAGACAAGGGCCUUAAGACACAUUUGAGUUCAGAACCUGACAUUCGAGAUGCUACUGUAGAUAGCCAGACAGAUGUUCUAGUCCUGGCCAGUGAUGGCAUUUGGAAGGUGAUGUCAAAUGAAGAGGCAAUGGAGAUAGCUAAAAGGGUGAAAGAUCCACAGAAGGCGGCAAAGGAAUUAACAGCUGAAGCAUUGAGAAGAGAGAGUAAAGACGACAUAUCUUGUGUCGUAGUCCGAUUCAGAUGACAAACUCUGAAAGGAUUUUUACAGGAGAGAUGGUUUCUUAAAGAUUAUAAUAAACCCGCAUUCUCAAUCAAGAUUCAUCAGGGACACAAGCUUGCUUGACUGGAUUCGACUCUGAUGAUUUUCGUCCGGUUUGGACCGGUCUGAAUUUUCGAUUCAUGACAGCUUCUUGCUAUAGCUUAUGUGCGUUCGUUGUUUUGUAAAUUGUGUGUUUUAAGGACGACAAGAAAAUGAAAAAAAAAAAACAAAGGAGAGAGGGAAAUGUGGGUGACUUGUGGUGGGUGAUGAUGGGGAUUGUGUUAUUACUAUUGGUUGAUUUGUUAUUUUGAUUACCGUGAUAUAAAUAUUAGGUUAUUCAUAUAU
Molecule: messenger RNA, 1401 nt
Organism: Eutrema salsugineum
Lineage: Eukaryota; Viridiplantae; Streptophyta; Magnoliopsida; Brassicales; Brassicaceae
Product: probable protein phosphatase 2C 9
Exons: 6
Coding region: 196-1041 (281 amino acids)
Biological process (GO): protein dephosphorylation
Cellular component (GO): nucleus; cytosol
Molecular function (GO): protein serine/threonine phosphatase activity
Source: RefSeq, a predicted model, not a curated record